Molecule: messenger RNA, 731 nt
Organism: Notothenia coriiceps (black rockcod)
Lineage: Eukaryota; Metazoa; Chordata; Actinopteri; Perciformes; Nototheniidae
Product: neutral amino acid transporter A
Exons: 4
Coding region: 24-731 (235 amino acids)
Biological process (GO): L-serine transport; L-glutamate transmembrane transport
Cellular component (GO): plasma membrane
Molecular function (GO): L-serine transmembrane transporter activity; symporter activity; L-threonine transmembrane transporter activity
Source: RefSeq, a predicted model, not a curated record
CUAUUGGUACAGACACAGAUGGCAUGAACAUCCUUGGUCUGGUGUUAUUUGCGAUGGUGUUUGGCGUGGCGCUGAGGAAGCUGGGAGAAGAGGGGGAGGAACUCAUCCGUUUCUUCAAUGCUUUCAACGAGGCCACCAUGGUGCUGGUGUCCUGGAUCAUGUGGUAUGUCCCUUUUGGCAUCAUGUUCCUUGUGGGCAGUAAGAUUGUGGAGAUGGAAGAUGUUGGUCUUCUGGUCACUAGUCUGGGAAAAUAUAUCUUUGCUUCGAUCCUGGGCCACAUUAUCCACGGCGGCAUCGUCCUGCCCCUCAUCUACUUCGGCUUCACACGCAAGAACCCCUUCAGUUUCCUGUCAGGCCUCAUCACACCCUUCACCACGGCCUUCGCCACUUGCUCAAGUUCAGCAACUCUUCCCUCCAUGAUAAAGUGUAUCGAGGAGAACAAUGGAGUCGACAAGCGCAUCAGCCGCUUCAUCCUUCCCAUUGGGGCCACUGUCAACAUGGACGGAGCAGCCAUAUUCCAGUGCAUCGCUGCUGUCUUCAUCGCUCAGCUCAACAAUUAUGAGCUGAACGCUGGACAGAUAUUCACCAUCCUUGUGACAGCUACAGCCUCAAGUGUGGGUGCAGCAGGCAUCCCAGCUGGCGGCAUCAUAACCAUCGCCAUCAUCCUGGAGGCCAUCGGCUUGCCUACCAACGACCUAUCACUUAUGCUGGCUGUUGAUUGGAUUGUGUAA